AUGCACGGGCAACCUGAGACGGACAGCAUCGUCGCAUCCUCGAAUAGCGGAGAAGAUCCGACGAAUUGUUGUAUAGCCGAAACAAAGUUGAAAGUUGAUAAUGACAUCCACUCCCUAUCGGUUGCCUCCAGCAAUACUGCCGAUGAUGAACAUGACCUAGAGAAUCCUCCACGUCUAGAACGUCAAAUGACGGAGCUUGGUCCUCCCAUCAAGGUCGCCCGGCUCAAGCGUAGAGGCUUGUUCGGGCAAUUAGCAUUGGUGGCAGAGGUUGAAAACCCAAGAACAUAUCCUCGCAGGAUGAAAUGGUUCAUCACAUUUGUUGUCGCUCUUGCCGGAGCUACAGCACCAAUGGGCAGCGCGAUCUUUCUCCCUUCACUAUCACAAGUGACAAAGGAGUUGAAGACAACAACUACCAUCACUAAUCUAUCGAUCGCGCUAUACAUGCUGGCCAUGUCGAUAUUCCCAUUGUGGUGGUCAUCAUUCAGCGAGCGAUUUGGGCGACGGACCAUCUACCUAGCUUCUUUUACUCUCUUUGUGGUCUUCAACUGCCUUUGUGCCAAAUCAGAUUCUAUUUCAAUGCUGAUUGUAAUGCGAAUGCUGAGUGGUGGCGCUUCGGCUUCUGUUCAGGCCGUUGGAGCUGGCACCAUCGCCGAUCUCUGGGAAUCCAGAGAGCGAGGACGAGCAAUGGGUAUCUUCUAUCUAGGUCCGUUGUGUGGACCUUUGUUUGCACCCAUAAUCGGUGGCGUCCUAGCCCAGCGCUGGGGAUGGCGGAGCACCAUGUGGUUCCUCUCAGCAUUUGGUGCUCUCACUCUUAUCUUUAUCGUGUUCGCCCUUCCCGAGACAUUGACCGCACAAAAGUCUGGGAUGGCUGAACUUGACGACGACGAUCCAGCUAUCAGCCGCUCUUUGAGUCGAGUCGAGUCGCAGCAGGUAGUUCGGUCCACCGCGAAGUGGCUCAAGACCCUGAGGAUGAUUCUCAUUGAUCCACUUAAAAUCAUUCUCUACCUCCGUUUUCUUCCGGUUCUUCUCAGUGUGUACUAUGCCAGUAUCGCUUUUGGUUCCCUCUAUGUACUCAAUAUCAGUGUUGAGAACACGUUUGGAAAGGCGCCAUACAACUUCUCCACCACCAUCGUUGGUUUGCUGUACAUUCCAAAUUCGCUGGGCUACAUUGUGAGCAGUAUCUUAGGAGGCAAAUGGAUGGAUAGUAUCAUGCAACGGGAGGCGAAGAAGGCAAAUCGAUACGACGAGAAAGGCAGACUGAUACUACGACCGGAAGACCGAAUGCGUGAGAAUGCAUGGCUGGGUGCCUUCAUGUACCCGGCCGGCUUGAUUUGGUAUGGCUGGGCGGCAGAGAGGGGAGUCUUUUGGCUUGUCCCAAUGAUUGCCAACUUCUUCUUUGGCAUGGGCUCCAUGCUCAUUUUCAGCAUGGUAACCACUAUGCUCACGGAAUUCAUGCCGAAAAAGUCCUCGGAGGGUGUAGCUCUCAACAACUUCAUGCGAAACAUCUUCUCCUGUGUGGGUACCGUCGUCACUGCCCCGAUCAUCGAUGGUAUCGGCAAUGGGUGGCUUUUCACUAUUCUCGGCCUGCUCGGUUUCGCAAGCAGCUCCGUCAUCUUCUUGAUGAGAGUCAAUGGCCCUAAAUGGAGAAAAAUUUUGGACGCGCACUUGCAGGCAUAA
This is a messenger RNA of Penicillium digitatum Pd1, 1677 nucleotides long. Its product is annotated as MFS transporter. Gene Ontology annotation, cellular component: plasma membrane. The record is from RefSeq and is a predicted model, not a curated record. Gene Ontology annotation, biological process: intracellular polyamine homeostasis; transmembrane transport. Lineage: Eukaryota; Fungi; Ascomycota; Eurotiomycetes; Eurotiales; Aspergillaceae. Gene Ontology annotation, molecular function: polyamine transmembrane transporter activity.